UCUAUAUUGAGAAUGGCACGAUCCGUGGACAACCAAACUAAUUCCCUAAGCUUUGAGCUCGAAAGAGGGAGGAUCAUGGGAUCAUCAUUCCGUCUCUUUAGUUCAAUUUCUCAAAGACAUUCCAGCUUUGGCUCUGAAAGAGACAGAGAUGAUGAGUAUGAGCUGAAGUGGGCAGCAAUUGAGAGGCUAUCCACAGUAAGGAGGAUGAGAACAUCGGUUCUUGAUCAAACUGUAAGUGGUGAUGAAGAACAAAAGGAGAAGAAGGUAGUUGAUGUUGCCAAGCUCGGAGCUCUAGAGAGGCGGUUGUUUGUUGAGAAGCUCAUCAAGCACAUUGAGAAUGACAACCUCCGCCUGUUACAAAAACUAAGAGGAAGGAUAGACAGGGUAAAUGUCAAAUUGCCAACGAUAGAAGUACGAUAUAAGAAUUUGUGUGUGGAAGCAGAAUGUGAAGUAGUCCAAGGGAAGCCUCUACCCACUUUAUGGAAUUCUGUCAAAGGCAUUUUACUGGGUCUCACGAAGGUAACAGGACUGAAAGCUGAAAGAACGAAGAUAAGCAUCCUAAAAGAUAUAAGUGGGAUUAUCAAGCCAUCCAGGAAAUUUUCUUGGACUCUGUAUUACAGGAUGACUCUCCUACUGGGACCUCCAGGAUGUGGAAAAACUACAUUUUUGCUGGCAUUGGCAGGGAAAUUAGACAAGUCUCUAAAGGCUACAGGAGAAAUUUGUUACAAUGGCUUCAAAUUUGAGGAGUUUGUUCCAGAGAAAACAUCAAGUUAUGUAAGCCAACAUGACUUGCACAUCCCUGAGAUGACGGUAAGAGAGACAUUAGAUUUCUCAGCACGGUUCCAAGGUGUUGGAUGUCGGGCAGAAAUUAUGAAGGAAGUCAGUAGAAGGGAGAAACAAGAAGGAAUAAUCCCUGAACCAGACAUAGAUCUAUACAUGAAGGCAAUUUCUAUGGAGGGAUUAGAAAGAAGUCUCCGAACAGAUUAUGUACUAAAGAUAAUGGGAUUGGACAUCUGUGCGGAUACAAUGGUAGGGGAUGCCAUGAGAAGAGGUAUCUCAGGUGGCCAGAAGAAAAGAUUGACUACAGGUGAGAUGAUUGUGGGACCAACCAAAGCUCUAUUUAUGGAUGAAAUAUCAAAUGGACUAGAUAGCUCCACAACAUUCCAAAUUGUUGCUUGUCUUCAGCAGUUAGCUCACAUUACAGAAGCCACUGUGGUCGUUUCACUUCUCCAGCCAGCACCUGAGACCUAUGAUCUCUUUGAUGAUGUCAUCUUGAUGGCGGAAGGCAAGAUUAUAUACCAUGGUCCUCGCAGUGAUACUCUUAAUUUUUUUGAGGAAUGUGGAUUCAAAUGUCCAGAAAGAAAAGGAGAAGCCGAAUUCCUUCAGGAGGUUUUAUCCAGAAAAGAUCAAGAACAGUACUGGUCUCAUUUGCAUAACCAAUAUCGUUAUGUUUCUGUGGAUCAGUUCUGCAACAAGUUCAAAGCAUAUCACAUUGGACAGAGACUUGAUGAGGAGCUAUUAAAGCCAUAUGACAAGUCCCAAAAUCAUAAAAAUGCUUUAUCCUUCAGUAUCUAUUCCUUGCCUAAAUCGGAACUAUUUAAGGCUUGCCUAGCAAGGGAAUUUCUCCUAAUGAAAAGGCAUUCAUUUACAUACAUAUUCAAAACAACCCAGCUUACAAUUAGUGCAAUCAUCACGAUGACUGUUUUCUUGCGUACAACCCUUGGAGUGGAUGUUCUUCAUGCCAAUAACUAUCUGGGUGCACUCUUUUACACACUUCUUAGCAUCAUGUUCAAUGGAUUUCCAGAGUUGGCUUUGUCUGUGUCAAGACUUCCAGUUUUCUAUAAGCAAAGAGAUUUUUACUUCUAUCCUGCAUGGGCUUAUGCAAUUCCAGCUAUUCUCUUAAAAAUCCCUAUUUCCUUGCUAGAAUCCUUAUUGUGGAUAUCUAUUACUUAUUAUACAAUCGGGUACAGUCCGGAGGGAAUAAGGUUCUUACGCCAAUUUGUUCUACUAUUCGUUGUGCAUCAAAUGUCAAUAUCCAUGUUUCGUUUCCUUGCUUCUUACUUCCAAACAAUGGUGACUUCUAUAGUCAGUGCUAACUUGACAUUGUUAAUUGUCCUGGCAUUUGGUGGCUUCAUUAUCCCACAAUCCUACAUACCUGGUUGGCUAAAAUGGGGAUUUUGGAGUUCACCAUUAACGUAUGCAGAGAUAGGUUUUGCAGUAAAUGAAUUCCUUGGACCACGAUGGAAGAUUCCAUCAGCAAAUAGGACUGUAGGACAGCAAGUUUUGACAAGUCGUGGACUGAACUUCAGUGGAAACUUUUACUGGAUAUCAUUGGGUGCAUUAAUUGGAUAUAUUUUACUCUUCAAUAUUGCCUUUACUUUAGCCAUGACUUUCAAAAAACCACCUGGGCGGUCUCGUGCCAUAAUUUCCAGUGAAAAGCUUUCUCAAAUACAGGGAGGAGAUCAUAAUAACACAAUAGACAUGACAAACACUUGCACAUAUUUGUCUAACGGAAGUCCUAAAGAAAGUAAAAGAACUAGGAGAACGGUUUUGCCUUUUAUGCCCCUCAUAGUAACAUUUCAGGAUGUGCAAUACUAUGUAGAUACACCUCUGGAAAUGAAAAAACAAGGGUAUGCAGGGAAAAAACUGCAGCUACUACACAAUAUUACAGGUGCAUUCCAGCCUGGAGUUCUUACAGCACUGAUGGGUGUCAGUGGAGCAGGAAAGACUACACUUAUGGAUGUUCUUUCUGGAAGAAAAACUGGUGGUACAAUUGAGGGGGAAAUAAGAAUUGGUGGAUAUCCUAAGGUACAAGAAACCUUUGCUAGGAUAUCAGGAUACUGUGAGCAGAAUGAUAUACAUUCUCCGCAGGUUACCGUUGAAGAAUCAGUAGUAUAUUCAGCCUGGCUACGGCUUCCAAGUCAAAUUGAUCAAACUAGUAGAUCUGAGUUCAUAAAUGAAGUGCUUGAAAUAAUUGAGCUUGAUGGCAUCAAAGCCUCCUUAGUUGGAAUACCUGGGGUCAGCGGAUUAUCUACUGAGCAGAGGAAACGACUGACUAUUGCUGUAGAACUUGUUGCAAAUCCAUCUAUUAUAUUCAUGGACGAACCCACAUCAGGUUUAGAUGCUAGAGCAGCUGCAAUAGUAAUGCGUGCAGUGAAAAACGUUGUUGGGACAGGACAAACAGUGGUCUGCACCAUUCACCAACCUAGUACUGAUAUUUUUGAGGCAUUUGAUGAGCUAAUUUUAAUGAAAAGGGGAGGUGAACUGAUAUAUGUUGGGCAGUUAGGUCAGCAUUCAUGUGAAGUUAUUGAAUAUUUUGAGGGCAUUACAGGGAUACCAAGGAUAAAGAAAAAUUAUAAUCCAGCAACAUGGAUGUUGGACGUUACCUCUACAUCUGUUGAAGCGCAACUUAAUGUAGAUUUUGCACAAAUAUACAGACAGUCGCCACUAUACAGGAAUAAUCAAGAGCUCGUCAGACAAGUUAGCAAACCACCACCAGAUUCAAGUGAUUUACACUUUCCCACUCAUUUUCCACAAAAUGGAUGGGUGCAGUUCAAAGCUUGCCUGUGGAAACAGUACCUGUCAUACUGGAGAAGUCCUUCAUAUAACUUGACGCGCAUGAUAUUUGUAAUUAUCUCCUCAACUGUAUUUGCAGUUCUGUUCUGGAAGCAUGGGAAGACACUAAACAACCAGCAAGAUCUGUUCAACAUGCUGGGGUUAAUGUACGUUGUCACGAACUUCUUCGGCAUAAACAACGCAUCCUCAGUUUUGACAUUCGUAGCAACUGAACGAACUGUUCUAUACCGUGAGAAAUAUGCAGGAAUGUACUCUCCAUGGGCCUACUCAUUAGCACAGAUGGUAAUUGAGAUUCCUUAUGUAUUCAUCCAAGUAGGAUUAUUUAUGGUCAUCACAUAUCCAACAAUUGGCUAUUAUUGGUCAGCUCAAAAGUUCUUAUGGUUCUUCUUCACCAUGUUCUGCACAUUGCUCACUUAUGUUUACCUAGGAAUGUUGAUUGUUUCAUUGACCCCCAAUGUUCAAGUGGCUUCCAUACUGCAAUCUCCCUGCUAUGGCAUUCUAAAUCUCUUCUCUGGCUUCAUCAUACCAGGCCCAGUAAGUUUUCCUUUCACUUAAUUACAUAUUUCCAUGGAACAAAAUCUCCUUUACCAU
Messenger RNA from Asparagus officinalis (garden asparagus), 4167 nucleotides. RefSeq names its product pleiotropic drug resistance protein 3-like. Lineage: Eukaryota; Viridiplantae; Streptophyta; Magnoliopsida; Asparagales; Asparagaceae. The record is from RefSeq and is a predicted model, not a curated record. Gene Ontology annotation, molecular function: ATP binding; ABC-type transporter activity; ATP hydrolysis activity. The transcript has 23 exons. Bases 13 to 4131 code for a protein of 1372 amino acids. Gene Ontology annotation, cellular component: membrane.